AUGGAAAGGAACGUCUUUUUCACCGGCGAUGCUCUCGUGCAGCAAGCGACCCGGGUUGUAUCCGAUGUAGUAGACGGGAAAGAGGAGCCGGACACCGGGGCUCAGCGCAUCGACGACAUUAUCCGUCCAUACUUCUUGACUCCCGAGCAGGAGCGGAAGACGCCUGAACCUCUAGAGCCGUUCUGGGUGGAGGUAACUUCGACUGCCGGUGCCAUGCGCUACGAUAGUAAAGGGCAGGAUCGAUUGAUUCAGCUCAUGUGCAAUUUGAGUCGGCUUCCACCGCUCGUGGCCACUUGGUACGGGGCAUAUCUAUGGACAAGUUUCCCUGAGUUGGGGGUGGUAAUGCGAGAGAACUUCCCGAGCGCGCUUCCUGAGAUUGAUCCCGAUCCGACGGCCAAGUGCUGCGGACGCCUCCAUGUUCCGCAGGAUGACCGGUGUCCCAAGGACCUUGCCUCGGAGCCGAAAGAUGAUAAAUGGAUCGCGUACGACCUCAACCAGAAUUCCUUUAUGGCUAGGGUUCUCGGAAAUCAGCUGCGGCCGUGGAAACAGUUCGGCAUCUGGCAACUGCGGUCGGCGCUCGAGUAUCCCCAUGUGAACCCCCGUCUCGUCGAUCACCAUCUUGCUAACGUGCGCGAAUGGAUUUUUCAUGCGGGCUACGAGCUGUAUCGCCAGCGAUACGAAGGCUUUCUAGAUUCGGAUGAGGACUGUCGCACAAUGCCGGGGCCUCUCUACCGUGGUAGGGCCGAUAUCCCCCGCGAGCGGUGGAUCUUCUGGAAAGAACGCAUACCGGAGCUAGCGAAAUUCGCCUCCGACGACUUCCAGGAGACAGCGGCGGCCGUGGUAGAUCGGAUGAAUAAGAUUGAGGAGGAUCUGCAGGAUAUCCCAUUGUCGGAAAAGACGAGCCUGUGUUAUUGA
Molecule: messenger RNA, 915 nt
Organism: Aspergillus uvarum CBS 121591
Lineage: Eukaryota; Fungi; Ascomycota; Eurotiomycetes; Eurotiales; Aspergillaceae
Product: DUF3632 domain-containing protein
Exons: 1
Coding region: 1-915 (304 amino acids)
Source: RefSeq, a predicted model, not a curated record